AUGGAUCAAUAUUCAUCUUCUUAUGUCUCAGUUGUUCCACGAAUAGUUUCAUCUGAAUAUUCAUCAAAGAAAAUUCCAAUGAUUGAUCAAGUCAAUAAUCAACCUUUAGAUAAGAAUUCUUUAAUAAGAUAUACAAGCCCAACAACAACAAACUUAAAUCGUUCAGUAAAUAAUCGUCCAUUAUCAACAAGAUUAAAAAUAAUUAAUAAUAAUCAAACAACAAAUAAACAAGAAAGUCCAUCAGUUAAUCAAUCAUUUAUAUUAAAUAAUCUUGAAAAUUCUUUUAAUGAUCGAACAAAAACUGGUAUUUAUCAUGAACCACUUAAAGAUAAUAGUGAAGAUAAUAUUAUUUCUCGAAAUUCUUAUUUGAAAUCUCCUCAUCAAAAUAGUUAUGAUUAUCGUUUAUAUGAAAAUUUAAAAAUAAAUUCAAAUAAAGAUAAUAAAAAUAAUAGAAUAUAUUCAUAUGGAUUUAUUAUUAUUAUUAUUGGAAUUAUUAUUACUUUAAUUUCUUUAACAGCAUUAUCUAUUUCCAUUUAUUUACUUGUUAAAAUAAAUAAUUCAUUUUCUUUUUAA
This is a messenger RNA of Rotaria sp. Silwood1, 573 nucleotides long. NCBI's taxonomy places the organism in Eukaryota, Metazoa, Rotifera, Eurotatoria, Philodinida, Philodinidae. The record is from the annotation of a GenBank genome assembly.